Messenger RNA from Nematostella vectensis (starlet sea anemone), 4529 nucleotides. Its product is annotated as probable cysteine desulfurase. The coding region runs from base 387 to 2861 and encodes 824 amino acids. The record is from RefSeq and is a predicted model, not a curated record. The transcript has 20 exons. Lineage: Eukaryota; Metazoa; Cnidaria; Anthozoa; Actiniaria; Edwardsiidae.
CACAAUACUCUGACAAGAGUGACGUAAGAAUAGAUCAGCUCUGCGUGUAUCUGAACUCCUGAAAGGGGCAAUUUGAUAGCUUAUCUCCCGCCGCCUGUUGCUCUCUUCUCUUUACAAUGUUCGUGACUAAGUUAGCUCCGCCAACGUGAAAUAUAAUCGCGCGACGACGUAAACGCAACACAGGGGUCGAGAAUGGCACGAAAACGUCAGACAGGCCGUAAAUCACUUACAUACAGACAGAUGCUCAAUGGCAUUUGUAAACAAGAAAAUUGAUGAUAGCACUCUCAGCUAUUCUAUCCACUAGAAGCUCAAAUAAUAAUAGCGUGUAGGACGUAUAACGAGAAGAAACGCUAAAAGUACCGUUAGUUGUGUGCAAGACCCAGGGGAUGUUUGAUUCGUCGUUUACUCUCGAGGUUGAAAGAUCUAUUAACCGCGCGAUGUCCUUCUCGAUGUUAGGAAUAUCUGGUUCUUACAGGCCUCUCAACUCGGGCCCUGCUCUCGUGACAAAAACCGUCAACAAAGCCGAAGAAGUUCAGACACAUGACGAUAGCGAAAGUCGAACGGACAAAGCACUCGACUCAAGCAAAAAUGUUGAAGCGGAUCAAAAUAAUCAAGCGCAACAAGCGCUAACCACAACAACAGCUAAUGCCACAAAUACAGAUACACGCGCUGUAACCAGAACAGACGGAACUGAUGUCAGCAGUAAUGCUAGCGGAAAGGAUGACGUCACAACUACGGAUGACGUCACGGGUGGCACAAAUGCUGGUGACAUGCCUGCCAUGUUGGACUACUUAGACGAGAAUGUUAUUGGCGGAGACACGUUGUUUGAAGGGCCGUAUGGGCAGAAAAAAGUAAUCUAUUGUGACUACACUGCCUCAGGAAGGCCACUCCGUUUUAUCGAGGACUACAUACGGGACUAUGUAUACCCGUUGUACGCGAAUACGCACACUACUACCACGACCACCUCCCGACAGACGACGCACUUUAGACAUGAAGCAAGGGAGAUUAUCAAGGAGUGUGUGAACGCUACGGACGACGACGUGGUAAUUUUUACAGGAAGCGGAACAACAGGCGCCAUUCAUAAGCUUAUCCACGCCCUAGAGAUGGGAGGAGACAAGGCAAAAACAACGGUAGUUUUUGUUGGACCGUUUGAGCAUCAUUCCAAUAUUCUGCCAUGGAAAGAAAGUGGUGCGAAGAUCGUACGUAUACGUGACACAAAGCAAGGAACCGUGGAUCAGGAUAUGUUAGAGACAAAUUUGAAGUAUUAUAGUCGUCGUGGUAUGCACAUGCUAGCUGCGUUCUCGGCUGCGUCUAACGUGACGGGGAUCAUGACUGAUACUGUCCUGAUCGCGGAGCUGUGCCAUCGAUACGGGGCUUUGUCAUUCUGGGACUACGCGACCGCCGCGCCUUACCUCAAGAUAGACAUGAACGCGUCAAAGCUAGGGUAUAAAGACGCCGUUUUCCUGUCUCCUCACAAAUUCGCGGGGGGUCCCGGAACGCCUGGUGUGCUGAUAGCUAAGAAGAGUCUGUUCACGAACCCUAUCCCAGGGGGCUGCGGGGGCGGAACUGUGUUAUUUGUAACCCGUGACACCCAUCUGUACCUACAAGAUAUCGAGUCACGUGAGGAAGGUGGCACGCCCGCUAUUGUCGAGUCCAUACGCGCGGGACUGGUCUUUCAGCUAAAGGAGUCCAUUGGAUCAGACUUGAUCGAAGCACGAGAGGAAGAGUUGUGCAGAAAAGCGUUCAAGAUCUGGAAAGCGAACCCAAACAUCUCCAUCCUCGGAAGCAGCUCUGCGCGACGCCUUCCAAUCUUCUCGUUCCUCGUGUACCAUCCCGACAGCGGCAAACUGCUGCAUCAUAACUUCGUCUCAGUGCUCUUGAAUGACCUCUACGGCAUCCAGGCGAGAGGUGGCUGUGCAUGCGCUGGACCUUAUGCUCAGGACCUCCUGGGGAUAGACGAGUCAGUGGCGCAAAAAUUCACCUGGUUCCUUGAGAGUCACGAAAGUGACGAUGGCGAGGUACAUUGUAAAGAGCCAUUGGAAAUAAUGAAGCCAGGCUUUGCUCGGCUUAACCUGCCGUUCUUCAUGGAUGACGAAACAGUCCACUUCGUGUUGGAAGCUGUAGACAUGGUCGCUACACACGGGUGGAAAUUACUGCCACAGUACCGAUUUGAUCCACAUACUGGCGCCUGGGAAAAUCGUCAAUUUGCGCAGGAAAAGAGCAAAGCGAUUUACAGCUUACGUGACAUCAACUACUCGAGAAGCUCAGCACAAGUGAGCAAGCCUCGUCCUGUUGACUUCGAGGGCUCCCUUGAUGAAAUCGCCCAGGCCGCGUUCAAGGUUUUCAACAGUGCUGAAGAAGUGAACAAUGAGAUCUCGACAGCAGAAGACGAGGUGAUUGAGUUCCCCGGAGAAGCCAACAAGCUCGUGUGGUUCCUCCAGCCUCGAGACGCUCAGCUCCACUUGGCGACGGCAUCGCUGAAGCACAAGCCAUUCCGUCGCACUACUCUCCCGUUCAUCCCGCGGAGGACAACGAAAAGACGCUCACGGGACUUUGAGAAGGUCCAGUACUAUCGCGAGAAAUACAGCCAGCCCACUAUCCAGGAAGUAGAGGAGGAAGACGGUAGAACCCCUCGUCGGGAUCCAAUUGGAGCAUCCGCAUCACAACAAUUCGAGGCGCAAGACAUCACCCAAGAACCCCAGAAAGACGCACAGAGGAAUCAAAACAACAAUAUCGAACAGUCACCAGAAAAACCGGUUGACAGCAAGCAUGCUAGAAUGUUUUCGAGGAAAAAGGACUACAGACUGACUAGCAAGUCUGCCCCUACAAAGACGCACGGUCAGAAGUGCACAAUUUCUUGAAGGGCCGACUGGCAUUAGUCAUGUAGACGAUAAAAUCUUUGGAUUUAAAAAAAUAAUAGUGUGAUGAGAUAGUAUUCUACACACAGUCUUAAUAAAAUUAUCCACUUAAUUUAUUCAUAACUUAUUCAAUCCGCAUGAAGUUGUUCUUUAGUUUUUGUCUGAAACAAAUCAAGUCAGAAAUAUAUGGCGUUAUAAAUUUUUAUUCACAUUAUAUUUUGCAAUGUAUAUACCAAAAUUAUAUUUUUUCGGAUAUGUUUGGAUAUUUUUUUAAUGCUUUAAUUGUUAUUUCCGUCGCUGCUAAUUUUUAUUCUUUUAAACCUUAUCAAUUUCAUUAUACUGUUUUUCAUUUAGUUAUAUUUUUGGACUAUCAGUUAAAUUAAUUUUAUAGCGGCGGGUUCAGUGUUGGUACUGUGGCUCAAGCAGAACCGACUUUGAUGUAGAUUUUAACAUGAACCACCGCCACUGCGUACAAAGCAUUGAAACUUUAGUGGUGUCCUUACAGCUCGAUAUUGUAAGGCCAUCAAUAAUGAUAACUCAUAAUAACUUUGAUAAAAGCGGACUCAACGAGCCUUCUAAUCGACUUAAUAAGCGUAAAAUCAAGUAUAAAAAAGUGACAAUAAAUAGAGAAAAAUAUAUGCUAUAUCAAAAUAAUGAGUAAAUCUUUUGAGUUUAUUCCGCCGGAAAAGUGAGAAGAGGGGAAAGAAGCUGGGUGGAGGGACUAUUGAAAGGCGGGCGAGGAAAGGAGAGGCAUGGAGGCGGCUCAGAGGGGGAGGAGAGAGGGAUCUGCUGGGUCUGUCAGGCCCUUAUUAUUAUUCCCUUUGAAGCAAAAAAAAAAAACGGUAGCUUUGUACCCUUUUCCAGCUUUUGCAAAUUAAUAUCGCUUCUGGUCCAAAGUCUGGACAACAUUGAAAAUGAGGGUUUACAUCGCAAAAUCACACAUGAAGUAUAUCACUAUAGUGUCAUGACCGCUGACUGGCUGAUAAGCGAGUGGAGUAUCAUUUAUCACAGACUUACGUUACGGGAGUUGUGGCAGCCUGGGGUCAGCCCCCAUGAAUUUUGCAUCUUUGUCAAUGAAUUAAUAGUCGACAUCGAGCAGUUCAAACAUGGCGGCCGCACCACAAAACACCGCGCAAGAGCUCAUCCAAAAGUUAAACCUCGAACCACAUCCUUUGGAAGGGGGUCAUUACACUGUGAGCUAUGUAUCAAAGCUUGAGGUUAAGCCUUUAGACGCCACGAGAAGAGAUAGGAGGAGCUGCUUCUCAUUUAUAUACUUCCUGAUACAAAACAACAACCAUAUCCCAUGGCAUAAACUGAGCUCAGAUGAAAUGUUCAGUUACCAUAGAGGUUGUCCCCUGAGGCUAUACACGCUAAGGGAAGAUGGUUCUUUUGAGAGUACAGUUGUCGGGGAUCCACUUGUUGAUCCACAAGCGCACUAUGUUGCUGUAAUACCUGCGAACACCUGGUUUGCGGGAGAGUUAAUGCGUAGGAAGCAUUCUUAUUGUCUGUGUAGUGUGUCUGUUUCACCAGGGUUUGUUGACGCGGACUGUGAGUUUGCGGACGUUUCUAAGUUAGCGGAACAGUUUCCUCAGCAAAGCGAGAUAAUUCGAAAAUUUCCUGCUGGACCUUUAAAAAUUUGAAAGAUUUUGAAUAAAUGUAAAAAAUAUGGCA